GGUCACAUGACCCGGUCUUUCCCAAAUACGGUGUGCGCAUUUUUAUCCACUGCACGCGCACGCUCCACUACUUCAAAGUUUGUUGACACAAGCUUUUUCUUUAGUUCACCGCUCCCCACCCUACCAUUCCUUGAACAGCCAAGCCAUUCGCUCCGAGCAGUACGUCACUUACUUUUCGAGGCCCAGCCGGCCCAGCCCAGCAAGUGAUUACCGCACUUCGCUGACAGUUCUAUCAUGGGGAGUGUCGGCAUGUGCCUGUUACUUUCGGCAUGCUUAGCUUGCUUAGCAUCCAUCGCCGGUCACAAGUACAGCGAAGCUAUGAACAAGGCCGGACCCCCGCCCAAGCCCUCUGUGAACCCGGACGAGGCCCCGUUCCGCAUGCACAAGCUCAACGCUCUGUGGGAGAAAGCGCAGAAGAGGCUGAGCGAGGCCAAGCUGAAGGGGCUGUACACCGAGCUGAAGGUGCAGGACAAGGACGAGCUGGCCUGGAAGAAGCUCAGGGGAGCUGGCCAGGACAAAGAGGGCCUCAAGGAGGCCGAGCUCAGGCACAGGCUGAAGGAAAUAGUGGAGCGGUUUGGCCUGGCAGAGCACUUCAAGCAUCACGACGCUGUUCCACUGGAGCAUCCCAAUGCGCCGCGUGCGGACCGGCUCUUCAAGGAUAAGAAGCUCAACAAGCUCUGGCGCAAGGUCGAGCAGUCAGGUCUGGAUGAGUUGGAGCUGAAGACGUUGAAGGAAGAGUUUCAGCAUCAUCAGGACAAGAUCGACGAGUACUACGAGAUCCUGGACGGCACAGUGGAUUCCUCAGGCAAGAGUCGCAACGACCACGAGAAUUCGCUAGACGAGGUGUUGUCUGCGACGGAGGACGCCUCGGAUGCGGCCAAGCGACUGGUGGAGAACGGACUCCCGCACGCGGCUCUAAAGCAGCACCACCAGCAGCUCAGGGAAGGCUAUGAGAAGCUGAGUGCCCGUGCUUCCCAGCUCGCCGGCAUGAAGGACUUCGAGGAGGAGAAGGUUCAGCAGCUGUGGAAGCUGGCGCAGCAGGCCGACUUCACGCCCACAGAGCUGAACUCCCUCAGGGAGGAGUUGUCGCACUACGAGCAUCGCCUGCGCAAGCUGCACCACUUCCGCUCCGAGCUGCAGCUGAAGGCAGACCUGACGGGAGGGAAGCUGGACACUGACCCAGACGAAGUGAAGACCCUCAGGCAGCGCGUCAAGCAGUACAACCACAAGGUGGGCAAACUCCACGGCGAGCUGGAGGGACGGAUUCUCCAGAGACGAACAGAGCUUUGAAGUUGCACAAGUCCAGUUCUGCUCGCCUGUGUGCGCAACAGACUUGCGACCAGUUCGACGGAGUUGCGCGACGUGGGACUGCUCCGCACCAGUGAUUGCAUUGACGGCAGCAUGCUUCAUGGCGUCAUUUAGCUUGCGUCUCUAUCUCUGUAAAAAGGAAAUGUGUUCAACUUGUUGUGGAUAGGACUGUGGAACUCUCUAGUAUAUUUUGCCUCGUUUGUUUCAUGUUUUCGUUGCUCGCCAAAGGCCCAGUGACCAAUGACUGCAUCGGUGGCAACACAUUUCAUGACUGCAUUUUUCGUAGGCCACAAUCUCUGUAAAAAAGUGGUGCCAGAUUGUUGUGGAUAGGAAUAUGGAACUUUCUAGUAUUUUUGCUUUGUUGUUGAAAGCUUUUUUUUUAUUUCUUGCCCAAGUGGUAGCAGUUGAGUUCUCGUUAGACCUCUAGGUUCUCUAGUCCUGAAAUAAUAGUUGAAACAAAAGAUAGCAGUGUGGUAGCUCGGGACCAGAUUUGUUCUGUCAAUUGGUAUGCCAAUUUUCAAAGGUGAUGGGGUAUUGCAAAUAUGUGCAACUGUGGUGGUUAGAAUGAGUGGUGCAAAGUAGUUGAACAGCACUUGAGAAAAGUGCUAGGGAGGAACUAGUACUAUUGAGAUUGUCAUUUUCCUUUUUUCGGUGAAGACAGAUAUGAAUGUCCAAUGUUCACCCUAGUGAAGAAAGAUAUGAAUGCCCAAUAAACAUAAAAGAACUUCUACAUGACA
Molecule: messenger RNA, 2045 nt
Organism: Ixodes scapularis (black-legged tick)
Lineage: Eukaryota; Metazoa; Arthropoda; Arachnida; Ixodida; Ixodidae
Product: alpha-2-macroglobulin receptor-associated protein
Exons: 7
Coding region: 235-1290 (351 amino acids)
Biological process (GO): regulation of receptor-mediated endocytosis
Cellular component (GO): endoplasmic reticulum; endomembrane system
Molecular function (GO): receptor antagonist activity; low-density lipoprotein particle receptor binding; heparin binding
Source: RefSeq, a predicted model, not a curated record